Triticum aestivum (bread wheat) is the source of this 601-nucleotide messenger RNA. Its product is annotated as low molecular mass early light-inducible protein HV90, chloroplastic-like. The coding region runs from base 1 to 474 and encodes 157 amino acids. The transcript is spliced from 2 exons. NCBI's taxonomy places the organism in Eukaryota, Viridiplantae, Streptophyta, Magnoliopsida, Poales, Poaceae. The record is from RefSeq and is a predicted model, not a curated record.
AUGGAGGCCGAGCUCGGCUACGUCUAUGGCGACGACGCGCAUGAAGCGCAGGAACCCGAGGAUGAGGACGAGGACGACGAGGAGGAGGAGCCAGCUCCUGAUCCGACGAAGGGGCGCCAGAAGAAGAAGCGGGCGGCUAGGACAGCGUUCAGCAGCCCUGCGCCAGAGCGUAUCAACGGGCGCCUUGCCAUGGUAGGCUUCUUCGUGACGGCGCUUGCGGUGGAGGCAGGACGUGGCGAUGGGCUCCUCUCGCAGCUCGGCAGUGGCACCGGGCAAGCGUGGUUCGCCUACUCCGUGGCGGUGCUGUCCGUGGCGUCGCUGGUGCCGCUGCUUCAGGGCGAGAGCGCCGAGGGCAGAGCCGGCGCCAUCAUGAACGCCAACGCGGAGCUCUGGAACGGCCGCUUCGCCAUGCUCGGACUCGUCGCGCUCGCGGCCACCGAGAUCAUCAUCGGCGCGCCUUUUAUCAACGUGUAAACUAGCUUUGUUGUCUCGACCGGAUAACACAACAUAUGUAGCUAGUACUAGUAGGACAUGUAAAUGAUGAGAGCUGAUCAUCUUUCAAAUUCUUUGUAGUGCUUAUACUAAUUAAAGAGAGUUCAUA